Messenger RNA from Magnolia sinica, 1143 nucleotides. RefSeq lists its product as uncharacterized. The record is from RefSeq and is a predicted model, not a curated record. The coding region runs from base 585 to 896 and encodes 103 amino acids. NCBI's taxonomy places the organism in Eukaryota, Viridiplantae, Streptophyta, Magnoliopsida, Magnoliales, Magnoliaceae. The transcript is spliced from 5 exons.
UCUUUACCAAUUCUUUUGUACAUUCCUUUCUCUGCGUGCAUUAAUUGAGAGGUUGGGUACCCGCAUCUUCGACCCUUUUCGUGUUGUUAAUUAGAAUCUAGACAGUCGCUCUCUAUAUUCAAUUGGAGGUAAAGAUGGUUUUAUGACCGUCCGCAUCUAUUAUAUCGGCAUAAGUGGGCCGGAUGAGUGGGUGGUGUUGGUAAUUGUAUGCAAGUGAAAAGGAGAUCAAAAAAAAAAAAAAGAAUAAAAAAAAGGAAAAGAAAAUAAAAAGGAGGGAAUGAUGAUUAUUCAGGUUUCAGCAAUGGGGGUAGGGAAGGGAAUUGCGACAGGCCAUCAUGUCAAGGAGAAGAAGGCGGGCCCAGGUCAAGCAAAGGAGAGUCAGGUCAGCAGCAGCAGCAGCAAAAGAAGAAGCUUGGGCUUUGGUGGGAAAGGGAGGAAGGAGGACAAGUGGGGGUGCGCUCAGGGGUGUGGGGCUUGCUGCAAGCUUGACAAAGGCCCCUCUUUCGCUUCCCCUGAAGAGAUUUUUGAACAUCCCUCCGAUGUCCAGCCUGCGAUCUUGAAGACAUAUGCUCAUCUGAAGAAGAAUGAUUAGCCUCCUUGACAUUAUUAUAUCCCUCAAUCUAAUGUCCCAUAACCAGCUUUAUAGGAGUUUGGUAGGUCCUGAUGGAUGGUGCAUACACUAUGAGAAAACCACACGUACAUGCUCCAUUUACCCUGACAGACCAUAUUUUUGUCGAGUUGAACCAGAAAUAUUUCAAGACUUGUAUGGCAUUAACGAGAAGAGAUUCAACAAGGAAGCAUGCAGCUUUUGCAGGGAUACUAUCAAAGCAAUCUAUGGUGCACAUUCACAGGAGUUGGAUAAUUUCAAUUGUACUGUAAGGAAGUCAGAUGUUUAGAAGAUUCUGGUGAGCUGCUAAAAUCUCACCUUUCUGUAAGAAUGUUUUGAAUUAGGCGGAAGAUUAUUUGGUGUUGGUGGCAGAUUGGCUUGGCUAUUACCUUUGUAUAAUUGAUGGAGUUGUAUGACUAGAUAUAACUCGAGCCUUGACGUUCAAGCAGAACAUCCCCUGCAGAGCAUGGACCUCAAUAGUUUGUUAAUACCCUUCUAAAUUGAGCUGGCUAUGCAUUGUAUUUUUUGUUCUUGGA